AUGCGUCUUUCGGAUAAACAACAGCAAAAGGGACAACCGUUCGGAGCGGCGAUGGAGGCGGGAUGCAGUGUGGCAACAAAAGAAAAUAGAGAAGGUGGGAGGGUGUUGCGCCUUAAUUGGAGAAAGGAAAUAGAGGCCACAAGGAUAAAAAAUGUUGGUUCUGGCGGACCCGCAUCACCUUCCCAGCCGGUUGUUGGAGUCGUUUCCCUAGUUUGUUUUCCUCCCUAUGCUUCUUUUGAUUUUCCUAUAAGAGUGCAAGCGGGAAACGGUACUACCCUUUUUAACAAAAAACAAAGUUUGCGUGUGGUGCAAUCAACGGACGAAGAGACUGUAUCCGAUGAUGCAAGCCUUCGUCCUCGCAAGAUGCGAAAGAUGGUGUCUAUGCCCAAGCUUCUUGGUGGUAUUAGGGAUAUUAUUAGUGAUAAAUUUGUUGUGCCUGGGCAGAAACAGAUAGCGGUGGUGCCUAGUUCUUUAAAGGAAUCACCUUCACCGUUUACUAGCAUCUUCUCAUUUAAUCUUGGUUCCAACUCUGUGCUUGGGGGUGCACUGGGAGCAUCGGGAUAUUCUUCCCCAUCGGAAAAGCCUUCCAUGGUUGAUGAAAUGAGAACUGUGUCUCACACCAUGGUUUUCAGGCUUAUGCUCCAAGUUGGGUUAUUACUAAGGAUUCCUUACCGUUGGGAGACAUCACUGCUAAAGAGUGGAGUAGCUGUGCUCAUCCCCCGACAAAAAUGA
Molecule: messenger RNA, 732 nt
Organism: Lactuca saligna
Lineage: Eukaryota; Viridiplantae; Streptophyta; Magnoliopsida; Asterales; Asteraceae
Source: the annotation of a GenBank genome assembly